AUGAGCUCGUCGGUCGAGAAGGGGAGCGGAUCGCUGGAUCCCGGCGAGCGCCCGGCCGCCGGCAGCCAGCCCAAGGCCUGCACCGCCUGCAACACCACCAAGACGCCGCUCUGGCGCGGCGGGCCCUCCGGACCCAUGUCGCUGUGCAACGCGUGCGGGAUCCGGUACAGGAAGAAGCGGAGGGAGGCGAUGGGCCUCGAGGACCCCCCCAAGAAGAGGCAGCCGGCGGCGGCCGCCGCGCCUGCGGCGGCGGCGGUGGCGUGCUCGGAGGCCGGCGGCGAGAGCGCGGAUCCGGAGCAGCAGCAGCAGCCCAAGAAGAAGACGACGACGACCAAGAGGGGUCGCGAGGUGGAGCUCCGCGUGGUGGGGUUCGGCAAGGAGGUGGUGCUGAAGCAGCGGCGGCGGAUGCGGCGCAGGCCGCGGCUGGGCGAGGAGGAGAAGGCGGCCAUCCUCCUGAUGGCCCUCUCCUCCGGCGUCAUCUACGGCUGA
Triticum turgidum subsp. durum (durum wheat) is the source of this 489-nucleotide messenger RNA. The record is from the annotation of a GenBank genome assembly. NCBI's taxonomy places the organism in Eukaryota, Viridiplantae, Streptophyta, Magnoliopsida, Poales, Poaceae.